AUGGUGGAGAAAACGGAUGUCUUAAAAUGGCCUUGUCAUACUCGAUUCACACCUGUGAAGAAGUUCUCUAACGAAUAUUUUAAAUUUCAUCGAGAGCGGGGUCAUGACACAGAGGAUUGUUUCCAGUUAAAAGAUGAGAUAGAUCGAUUAAUCCGGCAGGGAUAUUUUAAAGAUCUAAUUCUGCAUGGUCGCGAUGUAGAAAGCGGUGCUCGAAAAAGCAGAUCAAGGAGCAGGGAUAGAGGUCAAGGUCGUGAAAAAGAUGAGAGAAAGGAAUCUAACGUGCGAGACAAUGCACCUGUGAAAGAUGUAAUAUAUACCAUUGCACGAGGACCUGAAGGAGGUGAUUCGGGACGAACCAGGAAAAGACAGGGAAGGAUAAAUCAGACGAGCCAAUUAGUUAUGAAUGUGGAGCCUGAGGAAGAGAUAGUAUUCGGGGACAAAGACGUUGCGGAAAGAAUCGGGUCGCAAAAUGAUCCAAUGGUAAUCAAAAUAGACAUAGGUAAUUUUGUUGUUCACAAGGUGCUAGUACACAAUGGGAGUUUCACAGAUAUCAUCUUCGGAGAUGUGUUAGUUAAGAUGGGGCAAGACAAUGCCAAGUUGGAACCCGUGAGGACACCGCUGGUAGGUUUUGGAGGUACUGAGGUAGAAUCACUAGGAACAAUCGAUCUGCCUGUAUCACUGGGGGAAGAACCCAAAUGCAAGACAUUGAUGGUUAAGUUUCUAUUUGUGGACACACCUUUCGCAUACACCGUCAUUUUGGGAAGACCGGGUGUAAUUCUUUCCGAACAAUUGUUUCAACAUACCAUCUUAAAAUAA
Sesamum indicum (sesame) is the source of this 816-nucleotide messenger RNA. RefSeq lists its product as uncharacterized. NCBI's taxonomy places the organism in Eukaryota, Viridiplantae, Streptophyta, Magnoliopsida, Lamiales, Pedaliaceae. The record is from RefSeq and is a predicted model, not a curated record.